AUGCCACGUCUUGCUGGCAUUGCGAAUUUCAAUCCAGAAAAAGACAUCCCGUCUCUGACCAACAAAGUUAUCCUUGUUACUGGAGGAACCGGCGGUUUGGGGGAACAGUCCAUCCGGGCUCUUGCAAAACAUGGUCCCCAACACAUCUACUUCACUGGUCGUAAUCAAAAAGCGGCCGACGCUAUCAUGAAUGAUAUCAACGCAGAAAAUUCGGGCGUGGAAUUAACUUUUCUACAGAUGGACUUUAGUUCCCUCGAGUCGGUAAGGGCUGGCAUCAAACAAUUCGCACAUGACCGGUUAGAUAUCCUCAUUUGCAACGCCGGCGUUAUGGCAGUGCCGCCAGCAGUAAGCAAAGAUGGAUUUGAGGUCCAUUUUGCAAUCAACCAUUUGGCCCAUGCUAUGAUCAUACAGAAACUUCUACCAUUUCUCACACGAACUGCAGACAUGCCAAACUCUGACGUGCGAGUCGUGUGUCUGACGUCAGAAGGGUGGAAAGGACACCCAUCUGGCGGCAUAUUGUAUGAUAAAGUGCGAACAGAUAAAGGCGGAAUGCCAAUUUGGCUGUUAAGAUAUGGUCAAUCCAAAUUCGCUAAUCUUGUAUAUGCGGCGGAACUUGGGCGUCGAUUUCCGAAGCUCAUGACCGUCUCUGUUCACCCUGGCGUUGUGAGAACAGAUUUGGUAAACACCUCGUCCUUUGCAGACUCGGCUUUCCUAUAUAUUGCAAACGCGAUUCAAGGCGUUUCCAUUCUUACGCCGGAGGAGGGCGUCCUCAAUCAAUUGUGGGCAGCCGCAGGGGCGAACCGGAAUGAUCUUUUUAAUGGAGCAUACUACAUCCCGGUAGGAGUAUUGAGCAAUAGCGAUGUGAAUAAGGAUAAGACUGCCAAGAAUGAAGAGUUAGCUAACAAACUCUGGACCUGGACCAGUGAAAUACUAGACAGCCUUUGA
Trichoderma asperellum CBS 433.97 is the source of this 945-nucleotide messenger RNA. RefSeq lists its product as uncharacterized. NCBI's taxonomy places the organism in Eukaryota, Fungi, Ascomycota, Sordariomycetes, Hypocreales, Hypocreaceae. The record is from RefSeq and is a predicted model, not a curated record.